AUGUCUGCUUUUGGACUAAGUAACUUCAUGAAUGAUUUAAUAUGUAAAUUUAUCAUCUACCUUCAUCGAGUGGCCCGAGGCCUUUCUCUUUCUACCACCUGCCUCUUGAGUAGUGUACAGGCCAUCACCAUCAGUUCAGGGAGGUCUACAAAGGGGCAGCUCAAAACCCAAGUCCCAAAGUACAUUUUCCCCUCCAUUCUUCUCUCCUGGAUUUUCCAUCUCUUAAGCAAUUAUGCUCUUCUUGGGUAUAUAAGCAUCCCAAAGAUCAGCAAAAAUUUCACUGAGAUCAUAGAUUUGGUUAUUUGUUCUUCUGUAUUUGUAACCUCAGUUAGCGUCGUACUAUAUCUGUUCAUAAUCUCUCUUUUUGAUGCUGUUUGUGUGGCAAUCAUGCUCUGGACAGGUGGAUAUAUGAUAUUUUUCCUAUACAGACAUCACCAACAGAUCAGGUACAUUCACAGAAGCAAGCUCACUUCUGGAGAUACUCCUAAGAUAAGAGCCACUCGAACCAUUGUGCUGCUGGUCAGCUUCUUUUUCGGCUUUUAUUCUUUAAAUUCUAUCUUUGCAUGGCAAAUGUUUCAUAAAAAUCGAUUACGCUGGUUGCCAAAUUAUUCUGCCUUCCUGGCUGCCUGCUUUCCAGCUUUGAGCCCUUUUGUGGUGAUCAUCAAUGAUUCCCAAAUUUCUACAUAUUUCUUCACCCUCUGGAGGAUGAUAAAGCCCCAAUCCUGA
This is a messenger RNA of Trichosurus vulpecula (common brushtail), 726 nucleotides long. Its product is annotated as vomeronasal type-1 receptor 4-like. Gene Ontology annotation, molecular function: pheromone receptor activity. The record is from RefSeq and is a predicted model, not a curated record. Gene Ontology annotation, cellular component: membrane. Gene Ontology annotation, biological process: G protein-coupled receptor signaling pathway. Lineage: Eukaryota; Metazoa; Chordata; Mammalia; Diprotodontia; Phalangeridae. Bases 1 to 726 code for a protein of 241 amino acids. The transcript has a single exon.